AUGGCCUUCACUCAAAUAUUACUUCUCUCAUUUAUCUUUAUCUUAACCUCUAUCAAGUUCUUGUUCACAAAAUCUAACCGGAAACUCAAUCUUCCUCCUUCUCCAUCUUACUCUUUACCGGUUAUCGGUCACCUCCACCUCCUCAAGAACCCUAUCCACCAAACAUUUCUCUCCCUCUCUCAGUCCCUCGGAAAUACUCCCAUCUUCCACCUCCGCCUCGGAAACCGCCUCGUUUACGUCAUCUCCUCACAUUCCCUAGCCGAAGAAUGCUUCACCAAAAACGACGUCGUUCUUGCGAACCGUCCUCAGCUCAUCAUGGGCAAACACAUAGCCUACGACUCCACCAUCAUGAUCGCAGCAUCUUACGGCGAUCACUGGAGGAAUCUCCGCCGCAUCGCCGCCAUCGAGAUAUUCUCUUCUCAUAGGAUCAGUACCUUUAUGUCUAUCCGUAGAGACGAGAUCCGACGGCUCAUAACACACCUCUUGAGAAACUCCUCACACGGAUUUGUUGAAGUGGAGAUGAAGUCAUUAUUAGCCGGCUUGUCAUUCAACAACAUCAUCAUGAUGGUAGCCGGAAAACGAUAUUACAAUGGCGGCACAGAAGACAGUGACGAGGCCAAAGUCGUGAGGGAGCUUAUAUCGGAGGCGGUGGCCGGAGCCGGUGCUGGAAACCUAGCUGACUAUCUUCCGAUCAUACGUCGGGUCACUGAUUUUGAAAAACGGGCCAAAGUUUUGGGGGCUCGCUUCGAUGGAUUCUUGCAAAGACUGGUUGAUGAGAAACGUGCAGAGAAAACAAAAGGUCAAACUUUGAUCCAUCACUUGCUUUCUCUCCAAGAAACCCAACCUGAGUAUUAUACUGACGUCAUCAUCAAAGGAAUGAUAAUCUCUCUGGUAAUUGCGGGGACAGACACGUCAGAAGUGACGCUAGAGUGGGCAUUGUCGAAUUUGCUGAACCAUCCAGAAAUACUUGAGAAAGCAAGAGCAGAAAUCGAUGAUAAAAUUGGUUCAGACCGGUUAGUUGAGGAACCAGACAUUGUAAAUCUCCCUUAUCUCCAAAACAUCGUGUCUGAAACACUGCGUUUGUACCCUGCGGUUCCGCUACUGCUCCCUCACUUGUCCUCGGAUGACUGUAAAGUGGCAGGAUACGAUAUGCCACGUGGCACGAUGUUGUUCACAAACGUAUGGGCUAUGCACAGAGAUCCAAGGUUAUGGGAAGAGCCAGGGAGGUUUAAGCCGGAGAGAUUCGAGAAGGAAGGAGAGGCUCGAAAGCUAAUGCCGUUUGGGAUGGGACGACGAGCCUGUCCUGGAGCCGAGCUUGGGAAGCGGCUAGUGACCCUGGCUCUUGGAUGUUUGAUUCAGUGUUUCGAGUGGGAGAGAGUCGAUGAAGAACUUGUGGACAUGACCGAAGACAUAGGUAUCACUAUGCCUAAAGCUACUCCGUUGCGAGCCAUGUGCAAGGCACGUGCCUUUGCCGGUACAAUGAUAUAUGAUGUACGUAUAAAUAAGUAUUGUAUAGAAACUGGUAAGUGA
Molecule: messenger RNA, 1530 nt
Organism: Thlaspi arvense
Lineage: Eukaryota; Viridiplantae; Streptophyta; Magnoliopsida; Brassicales; Brassicaceae
Source: the annotation of a GenBank genome assembly